This is a messenger RNA of Plutella xylostella (diamondback moth), 2281 nucleotides long. Lineage: Eukaryota; Metazoa; Arthropoda; Insecta; Lepidoptera; Plutellidae. The record is from RefSeq and is a predicted model, not a curated record.
AUUCGCUUUCGUGUUUGUGUUUUCGUUUUCAUGUUUUACCAAUUUCUUUUAUUUAUUUAGUUAUUCUAGCUAUAAUUCUGUGUUUAUCUUAUUCUGUCUUUGUGUAACAAACCCCCUAGACAAUGUUAGUUAUUGAAAAUCUUGUCUAAUGUUGAAAAACAGCUGCAUUCCAGUUGGAUUCUGAUAUGAAAUGGAACUCACUAAAGAAAUAAGCCAAGACACUUUGGAUCGCCUAACUCACUGUAAUAUGGUAGAGGCCUGUCGGAUAUGCAUGGCCAGAGGAGCACAGCUCAGUAACAUUUUCAGUAAAGCCUUAAAAACUAGCAUAAAAGACAUGAUCCAAUUCUGUACUGGUUUGCAGUUGGACAUCAAUGAUGGUUUGCCAUCUCAAAUCUGUGACAAUUGCCUCAGUGACUUGAACAUAGCCCACAGAUUCAAAUCAGUAUGUUUAACCUCCGAUGAAACCUUCAGGAAGCUUUUACUAGAAACUAAAGUGAAAGUAGAGCCUACUACUGAAGACGACAUAACUUUUGAAUCUUCAUUUGAUGGAGAUUUCGAGGAUAAUAAAGACUCCACAAGUGAGACCAAAGCGGAGAUAAAAGAUGAAAUUUUAGAAGCAGUACUUUCACAUAAUGCUGUUAAAACUAAAAGGAAAAAGAAAAAAGUUGAAUGUUUAAAAACAGAACUGGAAUCAGAUACAGAACCAACCAAGAAGGGUAAAGAAGAAGGGUAUCAGAAAUUCAAAAAGAAAAGUGAAGGAAAUGAGGCAAAGCUAAAGUCCACGAAGUACCGGCGUCUGUUCUGCGAGCCGUGCCAGCUGCAGUUCAGCACCAAGCAGCAGUCAGACCUGCACAAGAAGCAGGUGCAUGUCGGGGACAACUGGAUCUGUGAGAUAUGCGGCAAAGUAUUCGCGCACCGCGCCUCCCACUACAGCCACAUUCGCUCGCACCUGCCCCCGCGCUUCGCCUGCGCUCACUGCCUGUACGUCACGUGGAACAAGCACGACCUAGUGAAACACGUCGCCAUACACACCGGUGACUACGUCACGUGGAACAAGCACGACCUGGUGAAGCACGUCGCCAUACACACCGGUAUAAAGCAGUACCAAUGCGAGUUCUGCACAAACUCUUACUUCACAUCCUCAAACCUGACGAGCCACAUCCGUCGCAGCCACCACUCACUGAAGAACCACCGCUGCCACAUCUGUGGACACAGGUUCUUCGAGAACGCAAAGCUUCAACGGCAUCUGGACUCACACAAUGACAUUAAAAGAUACGCCUGCGACGUAUGCCACUCGUUGUUCUCCCGUCGCUAUUACUGGAAGAAGCAUCUACAGAAGCAACACGGCAUAGAGGUGCCGAAACCAAGGCCGGGUCGGAAGAAAACCAACUAUGUCAUCGGACAAGAAUUGUUAGCGGAAAAGAUUGAUAUCGCAACUCAUAGUAAUGAAAUGGCUACAGAAAAUGUAGCGUAAUGUAACGUAACUGUUUUGGAUGUAUCAUACAUUUAUUGUUGGUUUUUAUUAUUAGGUCUAUAUAGGGUAUUUUAAAAACGUUACAUUUGUGGAUUCAUAAAACUUAUAUUGGUAUAAUUCAUGCAGAUACUUUCUCAAACGAGAAAUAAGGGUGAACAAUCAAACCUUUACGAAAUGGUCCUAUCACCAUCUGACUCUAGAAACAGAAACAGCUCAGAGAAGAAGAAAUGACAAGAGCAGCCAGAGAAAUGGUCAGGAUGAAGCGAGUCAUCAUAGACAGAGCUCUGAUCCUUUACGAGGCGAAGGAGGCAUGGACCAGGGACCCAUAAGGCCGUAGAAUCCAAAAGCUGGUUAAACUUCGAAAUGGAUGGCCUCAUGAAUAGAACGAGUACAGCCGCAACUGGAUCGCCAGGUGUCGAAUAAAGGAUUACUUUGUCGAUACUAUUUCAUUGCCCAAAUAGUAUCGAUGAUCUAUUUAUUAUAGAGCCCCUUAUUAUAAAAUUAAGACUUAAAAUAGUUCUGGUUUAGAACCGCCUUUAGACGGAUAUAAAUACAUAAUUAUCUGAACUAAAAUCGGUUCUUUCCCGCUACUAUGCUGGUAUACGUUUUAUAAAAAGGGUUUAUAUGGUUAAACUAUUUAUAGAAGAUAUAAUAUAAUUUUAUUAAAGUAAGAUUAUAGCUAUUCAUAUUUAGAAUAUAUAAUUAAGAUUGUUUACUGUGAUUUAUGUGAAAUUAAGGCAAUAUCUUGUUAUGUUUAGUUUUAAUGGCCACUUUUAUGUAGGAAAUAUUAUUAAAAUUUUAUUAAUU